Lactuca virosa is the source of this 798-nucleotide messenger RNA. The record is from the annotation of a GenBank genome assembly. Lineage: Eukaryota; Viridiplantae; Streptophyta; Magnoliopsida; Asterales; Asteraceae.
AUGAGGUUGUGGAGUGUUGUAGCUAGUGACACAAAUGUAUUUGAAGUGAGACUAGGAUUUGAGUCUCUUCAGGUGGACUUAGGAGAACAAUUGUGCACUUGUAGAUUAUGGGAAAUAUAUGGGAUUCCAUGUGUCCAUGCAUGUACAGCUAUGAACCACACACAACAACAACGUGAAACACUAAUUAGUUCAUGGUUUUCCAAAGAGAAGUUUGCAGAGACUUACAGAGGCAAUAUGAGGCCUCUAAAUGGUAGUAAAAUAUGGGCCAGGAAACCAUAUGCCAAACCACUGCCACCACCUGCAAGGAGGAUGCCAGGAAGACCUAAAACUAGAAGAAGGAAACAUGUCACAGAGAAGGAUGGAGAGUACAAGAAGAUAAAGUCUGUUGGAGGAACAAAGAUAUGCAAGAACAGUUCGGAGGAAGGGCAUAGCAAAAGAACCUACAAGAAUCCAAGUAAGCCCCAACCUCCAAAGGAGAAGAAAAGAAAGGGUAGGCCACUGACUAAGGAUGGUAAAGCAAAGGCAUAUCAAUUUGUUAAAGGGAUACAUGAAGGUAGUAGCAAGGACUUUGAAGAUGAAGGGCUGCAAGAUGUUACGUUGGUCCAGGAUUUGAAGGGGGAUGCACAUGCUAUAGAUUUUCUUGCAUCAAGAUACUCAGAGGAUGAGGUGUAUCAUGUACUAUAUGAACAACAUUUAGAUGUUGAAGUUUUGGAUGAAGUUCCACCUGUUCUUGAGCCUGUGCAUGAAGAAGUUCUAGAGGUUAAACAAGUUCAACUUGUUCUUGAAGAAGUUCCAUAG